Bacillus rossius redtenbacheri is the source of this 7082-nucleotide messenger RNA. RefSeq lists its product as uncharacterized. Bases 365 to 4654 code for a protein of 1429 amino acids. Gene Ontology annotation, cellular component: Dbf4-dependent protein kinase complex. Gene Ontology annotation, molecular function: zinc ion binding; nucleic acid binding; protein serine/threonine kinase activator activity. The record is from RefSeq and is a predicted model, not a curated record. Gene Ontology annotation, biological process: regulation of cell cycle phase transition; positive regulation of nuclear cell cycle DNA replication. NCBI's taxonomy places the organism in Eukaryota, Metazoa, Arthropoda, Insecta, Phasmatodea, Bacillidae. The transcript has 8 exons.
UACAUGACCGUAACAUAUCAAAUCAAAAUUUGUUUAUCUUUGAAUUAGUUUUAAAUUGUAAACAAGGAGUAUAACAUUGUGAACUGUGUCAAUAACGGCUGCUAAUUGUGAGCUUUAAUGGUCUCACUUUAAACAUAAAAUUUAGAACUAUUCCGGCGUUUGAAAUUAGUGUUUGGUAAAUGCUUCGUGGUAUUUCCGUGUCCAUAUGUAAUUAAACAAUUAUUAUAAAACGUAGUUCGGUUUAACACUUGUGUAUAUUUAAGUUGUUUACAACACAAUGGCAGAUACAACAUUUUCUAAGUAGUUUCAUUAUGUUUAGUGUUUAUCGUUUAAGCAGUGCCAUUAGGCAUAUUUCUUUUAAGGAAUGGUACUUCCUUCCAAGAGUCGUGACCCAAGAUUGGAUGUUAAAAAUGAGAAGUAUUCAAACAGGAAAAGUACUGGCCACAGUUCUCAGACCAGAAAACCAUUGAAGAACAAGAAAAUAUAUCUUGACGUGAAGAACCAUUCCGUGUCAUCAAAGUUAGAAGGGAGCUUAAAGUCCUUGGGAGCUACGAUCGAGGUGUUCCUGGUGAAGGAGGUGAACCUGGUGGUGACUGACCGGCCCGGCCGGGGCAGCGGCUCGCCCUCGCCGUCCCUGCUCACGCCCUCGGGGGCACGCUCAGAGUCGCCCGCCACCCCCGAGCCCCUCCCGGCCGGGGAGCAGGGCCCCAGGGGCGCCCGGUCUCGGGCCGAGGCGAUGCUGGAGAGGGCCCGGCUGCAGCCCAGGCAGAUCUCCUUCGACCCGCUCGACAACGCUCUGCUCUGGGGCAUCGCCGUCUGGCCGCUGGAGAAGGUUUUGAAGUGGCUGGAUAAAAUUAACGAUUCUGAUAAAACUCAUUCCCAAGACAGCAGACUUUUGGAAAAGCCUUUUAUUAAACUUGAAACUUCUCACAGACAUUGCCCCUCGUACAAGGAGUUCUCAGCCUGGCCGGCCAUUGCGCUGGACUUUGACGCCGGCGACUGCCCGUUCAGCGUCGCGAGGCACGGCUCCGGGAGGAACGCGGCCCAGCCCGAUGGGGACACGGAGAAGGCCGACGCCGCUUGCAGGGAAACCGAUGGCUUGUCCGGAAGCUCUAGGAUGACCAGGAAAGCCCGCACUAAACUGCACCAAGAUGUGUGUUCUGUCCGUCUCCCUGGCUACUGCGAGGUCUGUCAAGUCAAGUAUUCCGACCAGAAAGCUCACGUGCAGAGCAAGAGUCACUUGCAAUUCGUUAACAACGACCGCAAUUUUGUGUCCCUUGACUUUCUCAUCAAGCAGCGGUCCAGCAUGGAUGCUUUCCUCCAGUUGAACGGUGCAAGUGAACUGACCCAGUGCUCGAUGCUCUGCAACCCCCGCCGCUCCCUGCGCAGCGUGCUGAAACUCACCCCUCUGGACGGCCCGCCGCCGCCCCUGCCCAACGGCCAGCAUGCCACGAGAGCCGCCUCCGCCCUUAACAUGAGGCAGACCCUGGAGGAGCGCCAUCUGUCCAAGGUCACGCAGCAUGAGCCUUUGGAGAUCUUAUGCAAUGGUAUGGUAAAUCACAACUAUGAAACCCGCCAUGGCAGCAAAGUUCCGGCCCCAGUCCGCCAGAAUUUUUGGGAUGAACGUGGGAAACCGCGUCGAGCCAGAACGACCUCGGCAUCUUUCUGCAACUUCAACGAAGAGGAGCCGCUUCAGUUGUCCCCCACAGGUAGUGACUCCGGACAUCACUUACGGUCCCGUGGGCAAGUGUCUACCCCCAAGCCCGUGCCUGCAGACGAUGAAAGAGUACUUCGGAACUGUGACGCGCAGUCUCCACCUCCCCAGUGUGUCAAGCAUCAGGCGGACCAGCUCAACUCGGCGAGUAAUGAUUUGAAAAACAAAGAAACACUAAAACCAUGCCGCGGAAACAGUGAAAUCAUCAGGAAGAAACGACCUUCGGCUGAAGAAAAAUUGAUCGAAGACAAUAAGGCGUAUUAUAAACUGGAACUCAAAAAUAGUAAGCUCAGGUCAAGCAGGUAUUUCAUUCCUCAGCGUGCGAGUGAAGCCGACCUCACAAAAACUGAUGCGUGUGAAAAAACUAAUGUUUGUUUCUCGAAUACGAAUGGAGAAGAAACUGGUGAGGAUUGUGCGGAUGUAAAGGUGAUGGAAGACACUGUUGUGAAAGCAAGGAGGAAGCAUAGAAGAACAGAAUUGUCUGUGCUCAGCGAUGAAGCGGAAAAUUUCAUGUUCGGAGAGCCGUCGAGGCACGACAGUUCGUACGAAUCUACGGAGGAAGAACUGGAGUCUUCCCUGGUCAAGGUGUAUCAUGCAGACGCACAAAGUGCUGAUGUAAACAACAUCAAGGUAAAAAAGGAUGCGGAAUGCGGCAUUGCCGUGAAACAGGACGAGAGCAAUAGCUGUCUCACGCCGUUGCAGUGCGACGAGAGUUCCUUAGGUUCUGUGGCAAGUAGUUGUGAUACCGGUUCCACCAGAAGAAAGAGACGCACCCACGCGGAAGCUUUCAUUCACGAUAAUUUAGAUUACUACAAGUUUGAAAUCCCAGGUUCUCGUUUAAGGUACCAAGGUUCCAACAGUCCUCACACUCCAGCAUGCAAGAACUUGAGAGAAAGUAAGUUGGUGGACACAAACGAAGUCAGUGUCCAAGUGUCGUUGUCUCCCGACGGUGAUGAUGUUGUUCAGGAAGAGAAACCCGAGGUCGGUGCGUGCGUGGAGGUUGUCGAUGGUGCGAAGGACGCGAAGGAGAGGGGGCAGAAGCGCGCAGCGGAAACGAAACGGUCGAGCAGUUACGGCUCGGCGCUCGAGGGGCUCCAGUACUCGUUCGAGCAGGUUCCGGAGAGAGAGCCGUGGUACCAGACCUACAAGAGGCAAGACGAGGGCGAGGAGGUGUACUUCGCCCAGGGCGAGUCCGUCAGGUGGAGGACGUUCCUCCUGCCGUACGAGAUGUCCCCGUCGGAAGUGCCGGGACCGAGCGUCGAGCAGUCUGCGGUCGGGGAGGGCGGAGGGGCGUCCAAGUACAGGAGGAAGCGACGCAACAAGUACGCCCACCUGGAGAGCAAGCCUCGCAAGUCGCCCCGAUGCCACGCGUCCACCCUGGCGAUCCUGUCGAGUCUGCGGCACUACAGGAGGCGCCGGGAGGUGGAGAAGCUGGACUCAGCGGGCGCGCAGGAGUGCAGUUCCGGCACCGUGGAUGAGUCCAGCCAGGACGUGCAGGCGGCGUGCGAGCCCGAGCCGCCGGAACCUUUCCAGGAGAUAGAGAGGAACUUCGAGAAACUGUUGCUGGACCAGGACGGCCUGUGCAUCGACUUGCUGGAGCCGGACUGCGAGAUUGGCACGGCGGGCGAGAGCGGCGGCGCGCCGGCGAGGCUCUCCGCCACGGAGAGGAGACGCAGCGGCCACUCCUGCAGGAGGAAGUCCGCCCAGAGCUCGCGGAAGAUGAACGGCAGCAAGGAGGCGAGCGAAAUAGAACCGGUCAUCCUGGAGGGGCUGAGGCAGUCGCGAAACGAUCAGCUGGCGAGCGCGGUGUGCCUGCCGAAACCGGGGAACGGGCCGGACUCCGACGUCCUGGAGCUGCUGGAGUCGGCGUCGACCUGCCGGGGCUUCGAGAGGGGCGCGUUCAGUUGCAGGGACUGUGCCCUUUCCAAGUGCGAGGCGAUGCUGUCCCUGUCGGAGAUGUCUUGCAACAGCUCCGAGUGCAGCGUGGCGUCCACCUGCGACUCGUCGCACUUGUUCCACGUCCUGGGGAAAAAUUACAAGUCUUGCACGAAGAAGAGGAAAAGGAAAAAAAAUUUGACAGGCUGGCCAAUGGAGAGGUAUAAGAAGAAAGGUGCAAAAAAGAUUGCGGAAGAAGAAAAUUGCAAGUGUGAUGCGGUCGAGUGUGAUUUCAAUGUUGCAAACAAAACAGACGAAGGACCAGGUAACGCUGAUGUGCAUAUUCAAGACAUUGUGAACAAUGUGGAAGUGACUGCGUGCGAUGUGACGGUGGCCGUGGACGGUGUUAAGGAGACCGCGGGCAAUGUGGAAGGGACUGCGGAAAAUGCGAAAGUGUCUUCGGAAAACGUGACAGUGUCUUCGGAAAAUGUGGGAGUGACUCUGGACGUUGCGAAAGGGACUGCAGCGUGUGCGGUUGGAACUGCGGUCUGUGCGGACAGGACUUCAGAGAGCGUGGACAGGGUUGCAGACGACGUUGGAAAGAGUGACGGCGCGGAGUCGGAGAGCGUGCAUGCGAGCAACUGCGUGGAGGCGGCUGCUGUCGUCCCGGACGCGAGCGCUGAAACCGCGGAGCGGGGGUCGCCCGGGACGAGCGACGCGGGGACUGUGGGGUGCGGGGAGCCGGGGGGUGGUCGCAGGGACGCCGAGGGGGAAGGGGCGGCGAGGCCGGCCAGGCUAGGCCCGGCGCGGACGGUGAGUCUGGAGGCGAGCAGGCGGAGCUGCGAGUACCAGCCGUGCGUGCGCGUGCUGAAGAUGGCGAACCUGGCGGACAUGCUGACACUCUCGCAGGGCGCGGGCGGCGGGCGGCGGCUGCGCAGUGCCUCCUCCCCCUCGCCCUCCCCCCGUAGGAGCCAGGAGGGCGCGGACGCUCAGCCCCGCCGGGCGUCCCCCCGCAAGAAGGUGGCCAAGGCCCUGUGGGACGCCGCGCCCGGCCGGCGCCGGUGAUGCUCCCGGUAGACGCGAUUACCCAUUGUGUUCAAUUAUUAUUUAACGUAUUUAAUUUAUGUACAUAACAAUGAAGUGAUGAGUACGCAAACAGAUGAACUGCAUAAAUUUUAUAAACUGCGUAAAAAAUUUAAUACCAUUUUGUAUUGUAUACUUCAUUUUUUUUGUAGAAUUGUGGGUUUAAAUUUACAGUGAAACUUCUGCUUUGUACUUAUUAGGUUUAUGUCCUUAAGAGGGAUGUGGUUUUUGAGGUUAAAUGUUUCGCAAAAGUUAGAUGUGUAAAGUAAUUUGAAUUUCUUAGAAAAAAAUGUGCGUUUUGUAAUUUGAUGCUGCUGUUUGUGUAGCAGUUAUGGUACCUGAGUUAAAGCUUGCUUAUCAUGUUAACGUAAUACAUUUGCAGAUGUUAAUUAUAGGUAAUUUUCAUUACACCACACCCUCGUUGGUUUCUUGCUAUUUAAGUAAUACAUAUUUAAAUAUAUAACCUUUCUUAUUUAAAUGUGAGUUGCGACAGUAUUUGUUAUGUUAUCUUAGAUACAUAUUCAGGAGCUUUGAAUGCAUACAAUCCAAAAGUGGCCAAAAGUUGAGAAGAAUGAUUGUGACUUUGGGGUGAAAUUGAGCUUUUUGCUACUCACAAAGUCUGCCUUAUUACGACACUUGAUAACUCUUUAGUAACAAGCCCAUUGAGGCAUGUGAUUUUAAUAUUGAAGGUGGUUCCUAUGAGCUGGUUCUGCAAAACAACAAAUUUUGUACUAAAGAUAAAUUUGAAAGUAGUUUAAUAUUUGCAAAAUACACUCUUUGAAGGGGGAAAAAGGUGCUAAAACUUAAGCUGUCUCUCAAUUAUAUGAUUAUCUUGCUACACAAUACCAAAAAAUCACAUCCUUCACGAUCAUUUUCACUGUCUGUAAAAUAUAUGUACAUAUUCUAAUUUAAAUUUUUUGUCUUUCCUUUGAUCUCCUGUUUUAUUUUUUGUAUAAACUGAGAAAUCUUAAUGUUCGUAAAUCUGUCAUGGGACUUUUUUUUUUCUUUCCAUUUUCCAAUCUUGAUGGCAAUUGUUACAUGUGUUUUCUUAAUUUUCACAUAAAUAAUUCUUCCCAUGAAUAAAAUGUACAAAAAAUUAUAAAUUAUGGCCUUUUCGAAAGUGUAUGUAAAACCUUUAUUUUUGGAAGAAGAAGAAGGUUUUUAUGUACUUUAUAACUUUUGAGUUUAAUUUCUUGUUACGUUUGAAAUUUUAUUUGCAAGUGAGACAGUUUCUGUAUUCUUUCAUAUAAAAAGUUUGUUUUAUGUAUUAAUUUGUGUGCAUUAUGAUACUCUGAGUUCUAAGCAGUGAACGUCACUAGCUUUGUUUCCAGUGCAGAAAUGUUACUUGGUUUGAUUGUCUAAUAGUGGUAAUGUAUUGCAAAUAUAAGUAUAUAUUUAAAAGGUGAGUUACUAUGCUGGCAUAUGUGCUUGCCAUUUUUUUUUUAAACUUUUCAGAUUUUGAUACUCAUAUGCUGCUCUUUUAAGGGAAGUAGUACGUAAUUAUGUAGCAGACAUAGCACGGUAGUGACUACGCAUUUGCUUGAAUAACACUGGAGGUAAUUAGACACAAGUCGUAUCUUCUGAAAAUGUUUAUUUGUCGUGAAAUGAUUGCUGUACCGACGUGCGCAAAUGGUAUCCUGAGUAUAUAGUUUGAUGAUAUUAAUGCUUUUGUUUGUGAUGUCAAUAGUGAUGCUGAAAUUCAAACAAGAUGUUGUAGUGUGUGUAUGUGUGCGUGUUGGUUAUUCUUAUUUUGUACACUCCCAUUGUAUUGAGACGUAGCCCUUCAUAUCAUGGACCGAUAUUCAACAUGGCAUGUGGCAGGGGAAUUUAAUUUGUAAGAGCGAUCCUUUGAAUUUCACAAUUGCCGCUGGUUUAUUCUCUCGGGCUUGGGGUGUCAAAAUUGUGCAAGUGUGUUUGCACAUGUAACAGUUGCUAUCGUAUAAAGUUUUUUUUAAAUUUAAAUACUGUGAAACAACCAACUGAUUUGUAGGCAGUUAAUUAGAGGCAACCUGUUCUUGAGUAGAUAGGUGGCUUUUGUUUAUGAGAUAGUAGUUUUUAAUUGCCAAAUCUUUUCUCUCACUGAUUUCCUAUUGCCGGUUUAAACAUAGUAUGUCAUAUUUGGAAUUGCAUGUUGAGCAUGUUUCGUGUCGUGGGGUAUCCUCUUUAAUAAACAGGUAGUGAAGUUGUCAGAAACUUUGUAAAAAUAAAAAAGUUAGCAAUACAAAUUGUAAUUGGUUUUUCUUUAGACAACAAAUGUGUUACAUCUGCAUAAGAAACUAUUGAAACAUGAGCAUUUUCAUGUGUGAUUUUGAAAUAAUAUUUUUUGUAUGAAGUGGAUGUUUCACUGUUUGUGUUUGUGUGUGUUGACCAAAUAAAGUAUCUUUUGAAAAGUCAUCAAUGCUUAACUUGU